Messenger RNA from Acanthosepion pharaonis, 4356 nucleotides. The record is from the annotation of a GenBank genome assembly. Lineage: Eukaryota; Metazoa; Mollusca; Cephalopoda; Sepiida; Sepiidae.
AUGUUGAUAUCUGUUAGUCUUCUUACUUUUUCAAGCUGUUCAUUAUCUAUCAUUCCAAUCCCAAUACACACAUCCUCCUUCAUCCAUCCAUUUUCACUCACACGUGGCGCUCCUCGCAUAUUUGGAGAGGGACUUCCGCGACUUAAUUUCCUAACCGAAAGACUGGAUUCUCCUGCCGAUUGUACUGCUGUCGAACCCUGCUUAGACACGUUUCAGCACGAGGAUUUUGAAUUAAACAAAUUUCUUCAUUUGACUACAUCUUUGUUCACCAUGUCGGAGACGGCACAACCAGAAGUAUCAGAAAGUGACAAUUCUGUUGAGAAAAGUGACACUGAAGAAAAAUUAGAUGAAGUUCAAGUAAAAAAAGAAUUAGAAGAUGAUGAUAUGAAUGAAGAAGAAGAAGAAGAUGAAGAAGAAGAAGAAAAUUCUGAAUUGACAGGACAGCAAAACUGCUCCUCGAAAAGUGAUCUCUCUAACCAACCUCUGGAGAAUGCAGACGGCGAUGAUGCAUCUAUGUCUGUUAUGUCGACCGAAGAAAUCAAGUCUCAAGAAGAUUCCAAAGAAGAUUCUAACCUUUCUGCCAAAAAGGAUAGCAUCAGUCCGUCAGCCCUGCUCGACGACAAUGCUACCACCCAUUCAGAUAAUACCGAAACAGAAACUAACGAAACCGGUCCAGUACGCAGUGCAUCACCAGAUGCCCACUCGGACUCGGAGAGUAAACAGUCAUUUUUUGAAAAAAUUGGGCUUCUUGGAGAAGGCAUGAAAAUGAAGAAAAGUUCAGAAACACUUGACAAGAAUGUGAUGCAUCGUGAGUAUGGCAUGUACGAUGAAAGUGCUUUUCCUGCUGUUGAUCUGGACGAGAAUGGCUUGCCUAUCAAUGCAGAUGACAUGAAUGAAGAAGAUCGUGAAAAGAGAGAAAAGAAAUUAAAAUUUGUUAAAGAGAUCAGUGCCCUGAGACGUAUGUUGUUAACAAAGGGUUUUAUACGUGGCUCAAAAUGGCGCCCAACUCCAAGCUACAUUAAACAACGUGAUAUUGCAAUGAGUGGUAAGAAGGGCUUUGGAGCCUUCUCACUGGAUCGAGAAAUGUCGGAUGAAUCCACUCCAGAUUCCAGUAUGGAUGGCUCACCAUCUCGGACUAUUUACCGUCAGGAUGGUAGUGCUUCAGCUAGAAUCUACCAUCUAGAUGGCAAUCCUUCAGCAACUAUUUAUCGUCCAGAUGGGAGCCCGUCAGCCAAUAUCUAUUGUCAGGAUGGUGGUACUUCUGCUACCAUCUACCGGAAAGGUGUAUCCAGAAAACGAGGUCCUGUCAAAGAGAUGAUGAAAAGAUGUCGGCCUUGUAAAGUUGGUUUGACAGACUUUUUCAAAGAACUUGACAUUGAUGUUUCUGAACUUUCCAAAGACUUUCCUCUUGUGAAGCGUAUAAAAGUUAUUGACUACAAUUCUCAGGCAAACAACCCUCCCAGCGUUGAGCAGGAUAGCUAUGAAGGCAGUUUCCUUAGUUUCAUCUCCAAUCAGUCUGAUUCUAAAAGUCCUGGUAAAAAUUUCAAGCGGACAUCCUACUCGAAGCAGUGGACUGAGGGUAACGAGAAUCGAACAGUUACAGUCUCCAAGUUACACUGCAAUUCCAGUACACCAACAUUAAAGUCAUCAACUUCACCACCCCGUUUCAGCUGCGUUCACUGCCAGUAUUCAUGUCAAGAAAAAGAACUGAUGACCGAGCACAUUUAUGCUCACAUUACCACAAAAGUUUUCCGUUGUGGCAUUUGUGGCUUGGAUUUCACCACAUUUGGGACAGCUGCAAUCCACCACCAAGCUGUACACCAGUUUAGCCCACAAAAAAUUGAAAAGACAGCUGAAAUUGAUGAAACUGAGCAUUAUCUGGAGAUUCGUGAAAAUUUAUCUGAUGAUGAAAACAAGCAGCCAUCUAAUGAAACCAGCAAAGGUGAAGAAGCAGAAAACAAGUCCAAUGACGAUAACAGCUCGUCUGAUGAGAAAAGUUCCAAAUCCAGUCCAGUGUUCAUCUCUGUGGUUGUUAAUGGCAACAAGCAGGCAAACGACAAAAAAAUUGUUGUGGAAGUUCCUGACCGAUUUCAGUGCACUUACUGUAAAUUCUCUACCGAUCAGCGAGAAAUAAUGCAACAACACACAGCAGCUGAACACACAGGUGCUGUGCAUUACACAUGCACAUUGUGUGAUGGCCUUGUGCUUACAUCCAAAGCCAACUUGCUGAGUCAUUACAACACAGUCCACCCAGGAAAAACCAUCAAAUGUAGAAAGCUACCUGAUUUCACCGACACGGAAGAGCCUCAGCAUCCAGUAGAACCACCAACGAACCGAUAUAAUCGGUAUCGCAGCAAUAUCUAUGGCAGAGGUGGCCUAUUGACACAGGGAAGAUUUGGUUCGACAGAUGGCGUUAGUGCAUCCGGUACUGAUAUGGGCUUAAAAAUUGUUAAUGUGGUCAGUCUUCACAGUGGUCGUCAUUCUGGCCAGUCCCGACGUCCUGGUUCUGGUUCCAACAACAACUGUAUCAUACCACCAGAAGGCUUUAUGGUUCCAGUUCUGCUGAAUGCAAAAACUAUGUCCCUGAAAUAUGCCAGUUCCAGUGCCAACCGCAAGUGUAAAUAUCCCGGAGAUGACGACCCGCUCAUCAGUCGCUCCAUCUACAUGUGCAAAAAAUGUGGCUGCGAGGCUAAAUUUCUGAGUCAGAUGCAAGAUCACAUCAUCAAUUCUCAUUCAGCCUUUUGCAUGUACACCUGUGCAUAUUGUACAUUUAAGGGCGAGAAAGAAGCCGAUAUCUACAAGCACAUAAAUAUUGCUCACAGUGAAUGUGAUGGUGGUGUGCCUCUCUCUUUCUUCCUUGACCCUGUCUACAUCACUAAGUACAUUGCCAACAUUGAGAAAAAUCAGCAAACUCGCUACAAGGAAAAAUUGGUAGGUAAACUCUCUCACUAUAAGUGUCGUGUAUGCAGUCAAGAAUUUCCGGAUGGCAUUUCUCUGUACAUGCACUCUUUUCGGGUGCAUGAUAAGAAAUUGUCUUAUCAUUGUCCUUAUUGUACUGAAUACUGUUCAGAUACAUCUGACCCAAUGCGGGAUCAUGUCUCCAGUGGCCAUGGCAAGGACAUUAGCAGUGAAGCUGUGUUUGCAUUUAUCUGUGAUGGCAAACCCAACCGAGAUGCAAACUCUAUACUUUCUCCUGAUUCCAGCUCUUCAGGUACUACACCAGUGUCAGUUCCAUCAAAACCCCCUGAACCAAAAUCAUUUCGGAAAGACGACGAUGUUGUCAUUCUACCAAACAGCCCUUUAAAAGCUGCUGGUCAACAGCAGUCAGUGAUAAGACCUUUCACACCACGUGGCCGGAGUCGAGGUCGCCCACCUCGCUCUCAAACCAUUUUACUACGGAAUAUGUUGCAAGCAAGAGCAAAUGCUUCUUCCUCUCCCAGUUCAUCAGGCCCUCUCCAGCCCAUGAUGAUUGUUGCCAAUGCUGCUCAUGAAGAAAACCAAGGCUCGCCUCCAAUUGUCAUUGAUCAUCCAGAACGCACACCGAAGCCCAUGUCACUCACUGACAGCAGCACACCUGAGCCGACUGGUGAUGGUACCUUGGAUAUGGACUGUGAGACUGUUGAUGAAGAUAACCCUGUUGACAGUGUUGUGGAAGAAGACUGCGAUGCCAGUGUUGGAGAGGCAGCCACUGUUUCCAAAUCCGUUCCACUCAGCUCAUCACUGCACAGCAAAAGUUCCAAACGACAAACUGGCAGCACCACUUCACGCUCAGCCAGUCACCAGCUAUCAGAGCUUGCUGCUCGUUCAGCUGCCGAACACUCUGCAGACAUCAUUCCAAGCCAACCGUUCCCACUAAAAGUUAUCAAGAAGGAAAACGACAUGUACCUAACUGCAGAUACUUCUCUGCACAACGACCAAGUGGUACCCGUUUCUCUGCAAGCAGCACAGGGUGCGGUCCCUCUCGACCUCUCCUCUACAGGUGCUAACGAAUCUGAUGACAUGCCACCUGAUGCAUUCAAAGUGUUCAAUCUGAGCCCAGCAGCAAGCCAAUUGGCUUCCUAUCUCCCCACCACACCCAAUACUUAUUCAAGCCCUGUUCCAGUUGGACCCCCAAUUCAGACUGCAGACUAUUCCAGCUCUCAUUCCCUUAGUAAAACGACUAGUUCCGAGGACAGGUAUAACAAAGAGAUCUACAGUAGAUCGGUCAGGACUGGAUAUGAAAAAGAAAAGAAAAUAAUCAGCCAGGAAGAAACUGUACUUCUAUUUGAAUUUAUAUUCCUUUGUCCACAAUUUCAGCCUUACAAAUAUGAAUGCAUAUUUACGCAGGUGGUGCAUUUACUGGCAAAUAAUAUUUAA